AUGUCAUCUUUAAAUUUAGAACCCAACCCUUUUGAACAAAGUUUUGCACACACAGGAAAACUUAGUCAAGCCGGCAAAGUAACCUCUACUUCUUCUACUACCGCAUCAAGUGCAAAUAUCAAUAGCAAUUCACGAAUUAUAGAUGAUUCAAAAUCCAAUACUAAUCACUCACAACCUUCUCAAUUGUCAAAUCAAUCUCAAAUACUUAGAAAAGUAAAUCCGUAUUCUUCUCUUCAAUCUCCACCUCCAUUAUUGGAAAAACAAUCAACCUUGUCAAUAUCACAACUAACUUCAAAUAAUAGAGUUCCCUCAAAUGAAAAUAGCUCGAACGACAUGUCAUCUUCCAAUUAUAUUGUCAAUACCAGUGACAACAAUAAUAAUACUAAUAAUGAUUCUUUAAAUUCAAAUAAUUUUACGAUGAAUAGGCCAACUAUGUUAGGUCCUACUGUGUCAUCUUCUUUUAUAUAUCCCAUUGCAAGACCAAAUAUUCAAACACCAGGAGCUUUAACUCCUGGUGGUUCUAAAAAAUUACCACCUCUAGUGUUAUCGCCAAGUUUUUUACCAUCAAAUACUGACGAAUCUAUCACAAAUGUAACAAAUACAAAUAUUAAUGCCACGAACAAUGUAAACAUUCCUAAUAAUGCUAAUACAAGUAGUUACUUUUCAUAUAUUCCAAGAACAGGACUAACCCCCAAUGAAUCUAAUAUGAGAACAGGUUUAACACCUGGUUCAGUGUAUCCAUUAUUCCAGACUAUGAGAUUGAAUAAUGCUAAUAAUAAUACAUUUAAUUCAACUAUUCCGUUAACAGCAAAUUUUCCAAUUAAUUAUAAAGGUAGCAUGACUCCAGGUAUUCCAAAUUCUAGUAGUAUAAGAACCCUAAAUAGUAAUACCAUUAAUGAUUAUACAAAAAUGUCGAAUAGUAGAAGUAGUUUGUCUCCAUCUCCAGGUCUUUUUGGUAUGCCUUUAUCUCUUGCAACUGAAAUAAACACGGCUGCAUCUUUGGAUGGGACCACGACGUUAACUAAUAAAAAUGAUAACCACAAUGGCAGAAACAAUAAAUAUAAUAAUAACGGUUUGAUUAAUGAACAAACAAGUGAUUAUGCUGAUAGUAGGAAUAGUAAUGAUUCAGAUAAGAAAAGAAGGGACAGUAGUACAAGUGAUACAUCUAAAAAAACCACAGCAAGAUCAAGAAAGAGAAAAAAUUCGUCAACCAUUGAGGAAAAUCAAGAUUCUACAGAACACAGAUCUAAAAAUGUUAAAUUAAUAAACAAUGAGAGUAUAAAAUCUACAUCUAAUGAGAACAGACAAACAAGUCAAGAAUAUCUUGACGAAAAAGAACGUAAAAGGAGGGAAUUCUUAGAAAGAAAUAGAUUAGCAGCCUCUAAGUUUAGAAAACGGAAGAAAGAAUAUAUUCAAAAGAUUGAGAAAGAUUUUAAAAAUUUACGAGUAGAGUAUGAUAAUAUGAGAUCUAUCCUAGAUGCAUUAUGUUCAUUUAAUGAAUAUAGACAUUCGACUUCGCUCUUGUCAAGAUUACGAUUCCAUUUGGAACAAAAUUACGUGCUUGAAGCUAUAAAUGAUUUAAAUGAGAUUGAAUCUCUAGUUCAAAAUAUAGAAUAUUAUAAAAGAGGUGGAGUUAGUGUGCUUAAGUUAGACAAUAACACUUCGUCUGCAGCAGCAGUAGAUUCAAAGGAUUCAUCUGUAAACAGGACUUCUUAA
Molecule: messenger RNA, 1716 nt
Organism: Arxiozyma heterogenica
Lineage: Eukaryota; Fungi; Ascomycota; Saccharomycetes; Saccharomycetales; Saccharomycetaceae
Gene: SKO1
Product: Sko1p
Exons: 1
Coding region: 1-1716 (571 amino acids)
Biological process (GO): regulation of transcription by RNA polymerase II
Molecular function (GO): DNA-binding transcription factor activity, RNA polymerase II-specific; RNA polymerase II cis-regulatory region sequence-specific DNA binding
Source: RefSeq, a predicted model, not a curated record